AUGGAUCCAAACAAGCAGCAAUAUUUCGUUCAUCCUGGGGCUUAUGAUCCAGCAAAUCUGGCUGGUGCUAAGUUGCAGGUUAUACCAGGAUCACCUUUAGCGGUUGUAGCAGCAGUACAAAAAGUACAACCCCAACAUAUGACUGGGACAAUUGUCGCAGCAAAUACUCCUGUUGCCGUUAAUCUUGAUAUUCAAGCUCUCACUGAUAUGGCUCAUCGAGAAUACCAAGCAGGUGAUUAUGCGAAUGCGGAAGAACAUUGUGUGACAAUUUGGCGUGCUGAUCCGAACAAUGUCAGCGUCCUUCUCCUUCUUUCCUCAAUACACUUUCAACUAAAAAAUUUAGACAUGUCAAUGCAGUUUUCAACGAUGGCAAUUAAAGCGAAUCCGAAGUGUGCGGAAGCAUACAGUAAUUUGGGCAACGUCUACAAGGAACGAAAUCAACUAGCGGAAGCGCUCGAAAACUAUAAAAUAGCUGUAUCUUUAAAACCAGAUUUCAUUGAUGGAUAUAUAAAUUUAGCAGCGGCACUGGUCGCGACUGGUGAUUUAGAUCAAGCUGUUAAUGCAUAUGUUUCGGCUCUUCAGUAUAAUCCUGAUCUAUAUUGCGUGCGAAGUGAUCUAGGAAACUUGCUAAAGGCGAUGGGUCGUCUCGAAGAUGCAAAGGUAUUAGUUUAUUUGAAAAUGUUUUCUGGAAAGUAA
Molecule: messenger RNA, 696 nt
Organism: Thelazia callipaeda (thelaziosis nematode)
Lineage: Eukaryota; Metazoa; Nematoda; Chromadorea; Rhabditida; Thelaziidae
Source: the annotation of a GenBank genome assembly